AAGUAUUGGAUAUGUAGUGUAGUGUAAGAUUAUCGGAUCUUUAAACGUGUGGAUUAAGUGUUGGAUAGUUAUAGCAGUAUACUGUUAAAUUAUUGGAUCGUUGAAGUAGUGGACUGAGUGUUAGACGUACCAGUGUAGGAUGUCUAUCAUGUAGGUGUCAAGUCUAAUGAAAGAUAUAGACCAGCUGGUGUCUGAAAUAGUUGAGUUACUGGAGGUUAAAAUUGAUUGAGUCCAAUUAAAGUUAGCUGAGCACUGUGUGGUAAAUAUUGUUGUAGUGAUACUGGAUGGUGUUCUAGCUAAGCUUAUCAUGCAGUGCACCUUUGGUCUGUGUGACUUUCCCCCCUGGAACAGAGAGCUGUGACAGUGGCGACCUCUGACCCCGCCCCCACACGGAACAUGUUCCCUCAAGCCAAGACUGACAACGUGUUAUGGACCAUGUCCGAUAUCCUCAGACUUUCUCUGGCCGCCCCGCUCUCCCUAUACAAGAUAUGAUUCACUGACCUUGACAUUUAACUAGUUCUGUGCUUGUGAUUUUAUGCAUUUCAUUUGCAUCUGAAAUUUGAUUUGGCACAAAAGAAAAAGACGUCCUUGGUGGACAAGAUACUUGAAGGACAUCGAGUUGUCCCACACACAGGAUAUUUGCUGUUUGACCAAAUUUGGUAGCAUCCAUAUUUAAAGGGGAAUUCUCCCUAUUUGAAGAAGCCUAGGGACAUCGAAGUCAAAUAUGCCGUGUAGACAACUUCAGCGCGGCAACUCGCCAAAGUUACAUGACCAGGUGAACCAGGAAAUGAAUGAUUUAGUUUCCCCCAGUAGUCAGCCUUUCCUGCAGGAUCCAACACUUGUAAGAAACUUGGACAGAAUGGCAGAGGUCAGUGCUGGACCAGUGUACAACUCACUAACAGAACCAGUCAGCCCCAGCUCCUCAGAGAACAGCAUUGUUGUAGAGGAUGGGACAGUUAAGGUUAAGAGGAAGCUAGGCCUUGUGUCUGGCACGGCACUCAUUGUUGGCACCAUGAUAGGUUCUGGAAUAUUUAUCUCACCCAAAGGUGUUCUUGCUGGCACAGGUUCUGUGGCUCUAAGUCUUAUAGUGUGGGUGUCAUGUGGUAUCAUCUCUCUUUUUGGUGCCCUAGCCUACGCUGAACUCGGCACCAUGAUCACCAAGUCUGGCGCUGAGUACGCCUACCUGAUGGAAGCUGGGAAGGGACUGCCCAGGUGGAUCGCACCUGUGCCAGCGUUCUUGUUUUCCUGGGUUUCUGUCUUUGUCCUCAAGCCCUGCCUAUUUGCUGUCAUCUCCCUGAGCUUUGGUAUCUACGCUGUAGAACCAUUCUAUCACGGCUGUGAACCUCCAAUGGCAUUGAUUAAACUUUUGUCUGUUAUCUGCAUAUGCCUUGUGGCAGCUGUCAAUUGUUACAGUGUUGCUCUAGCUACCAGAGUACAGAACUUCUUCACACUUGCCAAACUGAUGGCUGUUGGAGUUAUUGUUCUUGGUGGAUUUGUCAUGAUAUUUAGAGGUAGCACAGAAUACAUCAAUGAAGGAUUUGAAGACACAUCCCGUGAUGUAUCCAGUAUUGCUCUUGCAUUCUAUGAUGGUCUAUGGGCUUAUGAUGGAUGGAAUAAUUUGAACUAUGCAACAGAAGAGCUGAAAAACCCUUAUGUCAAUUUACCCCGUGCUAUAAUGCUUGGGAUCCCACUGGUGACAUUGUGCUACUUGCUGACCAAUCUCUCCUAUCUCGCUGUCAUGUCUAAGGAGACAUUAUUGGCAUCUAAUGCUGUAGCCGCGACAUGGGGAGCAGAAGUACUCGGAGCAGCAGCUGUUUUGAUUCCAAUAUUUGUGACCCUGUCAACUUUUGGUGCAGCUAAUGGUUCAUGUUUUACAGGAGGAAGACUGGUGUAUGCUGCAGCCAGAGAAGGCCAUUUGCCAGAGGUGUUCUCAUACAUCCAUGUCAAGAAGGCUACACCACUGCCAUCACUGUUGCUUACAACAACAGUGGCCAUAAUGAUGAUGAUACCUGGAGAUAUCUUCAGUCUGAUAGAUUUCUUUAGUUUUGCUGCCUGGCUGUUCUACGGCGCCACCAUGGGCUCAGUGUUAGUGCUAAGAUAUACCAGACCAGAUGCUCCACGGCCCUAUAGGGUCCCAACAGUUAUUCCAGUCAUUGUGCUCAUCAUUUCCUGUUACCUCGUCAUGGCACCAAUCAUUCAGCAGCCAAGAAUUGAAUUUUUUUAUGCUACGUUAUUUAUCCUGAGUGGUCUUCUCUUCUACGUUCCCUUUGUUUUAUUCAACGUUAAAAUCAAGUUUCUUGAGCCGUUCACAACUUUUAUUCAGUGCGCCCUGGAAGUGGCACCAAGCAGAUAUGCACCGCCAGAAUGAAGAGCUUUAGGACUAAAGAAAGCUGUCACACAGUUAUUUAUACACAUGUUGCAUGUUAUGAUGCCAUUAAAGAUGUUUGGAUUCUAUCUGCUCAGAUCACACCAAAAAAAAUCUUUCAUUGUUGUGUUUGCCCGGUUGCUAAUUAUUAACUAAUUAAUUGACAACUAAUUCCAAUAACAUGAGCUAUGCUGACAAAUCAUUAUAUUAUUCCAUCAAAUGUCAUAAAAAUAAUGAAAAGCUUGUAUUGCAGUUUGAUAUAAGUUUCUCUUCAAUGCUCUUUUAAAAAGAGGUAUAAAGUAGAGAGAGACAGAUAUGGCUAUUAUGUUGACGCUGAUAAUUAUAGUUUUGGUUUUUACUUUUUCAUCCUGUUUGAUAAAGUCAUUUUUAAAAGUUAUUUAAUUAAUAAAAAAACAAAGCCUUUAAAUCAUUGACUACAGAAAAAUAUUUUUAUGGUAAAUUUUAAAAGACGUAACCUUUAAUUUGAAAUCAUUUAUUUUAUUCAUCAAAAAAAAAAAACUUUGAAAAUUUUCAAUGCCAAUUUAUUGUUUUUUCCCCACAAAUAAGUAGGUCUACUGUAACUGUUUUUUUUUCUUCACAUUUUUAUUUUUUCAGAGUCCUCUAAAUUGUUUAUCUCAGCUUUGUUAUAUUUAUGAUUUCAUGGAUGGACUAGAUAUCUCCAACAUGCUAGAUGCAUGUUCAAGUAUCUUUGUGUGAUAUACAAAGUGGUAGAGGCUUGAGUAGAACCAACCAAAGAAAUAUUUUCCAUGUAGCCAGUCUAUGGUGAUCUCAAGGCAUUCUGUACAUAACAUGUUUAGUUAUGAAGUCUUUCACUAAGAUGUCUAGCCAGUUCAGAUCCAAAGAUGUGUUGAUGUAUACAUAUAGGUAUGUUGGGUGAUGUCUAACUAGUUCAGAUCCAAAGAUGUAUUUAUAUAUACAUAUAGGUAUGUUGGGUCAUGUCUAACUAGUUCAGAUCCAAAGAUAUAUUUAUAUAUGCAUUAAAGUACGUGGGGUGAUGUCUAACUAGUUCAGAUCCAAAGAUAUAUUUAUAUAUGCAUUAAAGUACGUGGGGUGAUGUCUAACUAGUUCAGAUCCAAAGAUUUACGAUUUGUUGAUAUAUGCAUUAAUGUACGUGACUGGAUGUCUAACUAGUUCACAUCCAAAGAUAUGUUUGUAUAUGCAUUAAGGAACCUUGGUUGUUGCCAUAGCACAUGUGUGUGUGUUUGAAGUAUGAAAAUGGCUGACAAAGAUUAGUUGUAUUUAUCGUAACAUACUCAUAAAUAUUUAUUUUCCUGAUAGUCUGCAGUUAAUGAGUUGUCGAUUUUAAAAUAAUGUUUUUACAAACCAAUACUGUUGUUAUUUAGUUGGUUUUUUUAGCUUCUAACCAAAGAGAUUUGAGGAGAUUUAAAUACAAAGAACUAUUGAAUUAUUGAGAUUCUAUUUUUUUAAACGCGUGUAUUGCAUUUGAAUUGACUGAUAUAUAAAUAUGACUUUGAAUACACAUAUAACAACAAUUUAUUAUUUUUCUAUUUUUAACAAAGUAAGUAAAGAGAUAAUGUAUUUCUUAAAAUAAUUUUGUUAUGUUAUGUAGUUUACAGUUACUUAUUCUCAACACUUUUAAAAGUAUGUGAAUGUUGCUUUGAUUUUUAUUUAUUGUUUUGGCCAAAUUUAUCAAAAAAUAAAUGGUCAAUUGGUUUUUAUCUAUUUGGUGAAAGAAACAUGAUUUUAACAAAAAUGUAUAUUUAAAUAAAAUAAAAAUUAUGAUUGUGAUAUUACGUUGUAUUAUUUAGUUAACAACAUAUCAGAUGAUAAAUCAAGUUUCCAGAAAGACUAGUGUCUUAUCAAGGCUUAACAGAAAAAUCUGUUAAUUUUUUUAUUACCAAACUGAAGCCCAAUACCCCCAGAAGUUAUUGUAGUCAUAACAAAAGUUGGCUUCAGAAUAGUGAUAAUAAUUGUCUAUUCAUCAGAAUAGUGAUAAUAAUUGUCUAUUUCUUCAAUCUGUUGAUCAAGGUUGAGUGUAGAGAUUUGAAAAUUAAAUAAUACUUACAUCAUUAAGUGAAGAUACUUUAUUCUGUCAAUGAAAGUUUUGCUUUAGGUGUAAGUUUUCUUUUAUCCUAUGUCAUUUUAAAAUUGAAAUAAAUUCAGGUUUUUUUAACAUGGUAAAAACUUUGUGGCCUGUGCCAUAAGACAAUCAUUGUGUUGUAGAAAUGUUUGGUGUUUGUUUUCACAUACUGGUGUUACAUUUAUGUGAUAAUAACAUGUGUUUUAAUAUGUAACAAAUUUAUUUACUAAAUCACCCCUAAUGAUUGAUACUAAGUAUUAACUACAUAUUAAUACCAGUAAGUUUAAAAGUUUAAGUUAGACAUAUUUCAACUGAAAAUAUUAAUUUAUAUCGUUUACCCCCAAGAGUUUUAGCAUGGUUUUUUUUUUUUUGCUUGGACUUGUUUGUCCAGGCUCUCAUAAUAAUUCUUAAUAUCUAAAAUUUAUUACUUUUACUAUUUUUUUAAAUUUUUACAGAAUUAUUAUUUAAUAUAGCAUAUCAUAAAAUACAUAUUUUACAUUUUUUUUCUUAUUUAUAAUAUAUCUUUUACGUUGUCUUCCAAAAUUGUAUUAUGAUGAUUUUUUAUUGUGUCAUGUUUUAAAAUCUUUGACCUAUCUCAUUAGGUUAGUGCUGCUGAUAAUGUAUGAUGGGUAAGGAUUUUUACCAAGAAGGUUUCAUGUUUCUAAAGUAAAGUCUUUAACAGUUUAGUUAGAUAGUUUCACAUCUUUUCAUCUACCAUGUUGUGUUGAAGUGUAUUAUACUGGAAUCAUGCAGUGCUGUUGAUCUUUUAGCUUCUAAUUGUAAAGAGUGGCAUAACCAUUUAAACAGAUUUAUAUUGUUUUUUUUUAACAUCACUACAAGAAUGUUUGAUCAUGUUGUAGUUAAUCUAUCACUAUAAGUUAUAAGAGCAUCAUAUAGUUGAUUCACUCUCACUGACAAUCAUAAGGAACAUGGCAUUGUUUACUAUCAUAGUGGGUAAGGCUUUAAAGGUGUCUUCACUUAUAAUGGUCCAUGAUUGCAACUAGAUCUUAAAUAUUGGCUCAAUACAUUUUUUUAGGUUGAAAUAAAUUUUUUCUUUAAGUGAA
This is a messenger RNA of Physella acuta, 5491 nucleotides long. RefSeq names its product b(0,+)-type amino acid transporter 1. Lineage: Eukaryota; Metazoa; Mollusca; Gastropoda; Physidae. Gene Ontology annotation, cellular component: membrane. Gene Ontology annotation, molecular function: L-amino acid transmembrane transporter activity. Gene Ontology annotation, biological process: amino acid transmembrane transport. The record is from RefSeq and is a predicted model, not a curated record.